AUGACGACGCCACCGCCACCACCAUCGCCGCCAUCGCCAUCCUCACCAUCGCCAUCGUCGCCAUCGCCAUCCUGGUCAUCGUCGCCACCACUACCACCGCCCCCGCCACCACCACGGGCGCAGAGCCUGCCGCAUCCCCUGAGGACGCGCGAGCUGUCCCAGCUCACCAGCAGCCUCUACAUAGGCAACGCCGCGGCCGCUAACAACCGCUACCUGCUCGCCACCAACCGCAUCACCACCGUCAUCAACAUCUCGGUCGAAAUCAUCAACACGUUCAUCGAGGGCAUCCAAUACCUGAAGUUCCCGGUGAGCGACUCGCCCGGCGCCCGCAUCGGCGACUUCUUCGACGCGGUGGCCGACUGCAUCCAUGCGGUGGGGCUGCGCGGGGGCCGCACGCUGGUGCACUGCCACGCGGGCAUCAGCCGCUCGGCCACCGUGUGCAUGGCCUUCCUCAUGAAGCACCACUCGCUCUCGCUCCUCGAAGCCCACACCUGGACGCGGGCCUGCCGGCCUGUGAUACGUCCGAACAACAGUUUUUGGGAGCAGUUGAUCGUCUACGAGUUCAAGCUCUUCGCCAGGAACACCGUGAAGAUGAUCGACUCCCCGCUCGGCAGGAUCCCCGACGUAUACCAGAAGGAGUACGGGCUGAUGCUGUCCCUGUGA
Pipistrellus nathusii (Nathusius's pipistrelle) is the source of this 663-nucleotide messenger RNA. Lineage: Eukaryota; Metazoa; Chordata; Mammalia; Chiroptera; Vespertilionidae. The record is from the annotation of a GenBank genome assembly.